Messenger RNA from Rhopalosiphum maidis (corn leaf aphid), 2444 nucleotides. Its product is annotated as venom serine carboxypeptidase-like. Gene Ontology annotation, molecular function: serine-type carboxypeptidase activity. The transcript is spliced from 2 exons. Lineage: Eukaryota; Metazoa; Arthropoda; Insecta; Hemiptera; Aphididae. Gene Ontology annotation, biological process: proteolysis. The coding region runs from base 27 to 1436 and encodes 469 amino acids. The record is from RefSeq and is a predicted model, not a curated record.
CAUACGUAAGUUGUCGUAUUCGAGCGAUGACUUCCGUAGCGUGGUCACUGUGGCUGCUGUCCACGUUCGUAUGCAGCUAUUCGGCAACAUCAGAUGAAGGUGAAGGAGCCCUGCUGCUAACUCCUCUCAUACGGAAUGGUCGAAUCGACGAGGCUCGGGCAGCUUGCAACGUCACGUCCCUGGAGCCGACUAUCGAGAGCUACUCCGGUUACCUAACCGUGGACGAAACGUACGGUUCCAAUAUGUUCUUCUGGUUCUUCCCAGCUGCCAACGGUAAUGCGGACGCACCCGUCCUGCUAUGGCUACAAGGCGGCCCAGGAGCAUCCAGCAUGUUCGGUGUAUUCAAUUUGCACGGUCCAUUUUCGGUGCAGUACCAGUGUGAUGACGUCAAACUCAAGUUGCGUGACCAUGCGUGGACGACUACGCAUUCAGUGCUCUACGUGGACAACCCGGUGGGCACAGGCUUUAGCUACACUGCCGACGAUUCUGGUUACAGUACCGACCAAACAGCCGUCGCUCGGAACCUGUACGCCGCUUUAGUACAAUUCUUUGAACUGUUUCCCGAGUACCGGAACAACGAUUUCUACGUGACCGGUGAGUCAUUUGCCGGUCAUUACGUGCCGGCCAUAUCGUACACAAUUCAUCAGAACAACCUUGGGGCUAAGGUCAAGAUCAACCUAAAAGGGCUGGCAAUCGGAAACGGCCUAGUUGACCCUAUCAACCAGCUUUUCUUCGGCGAGUACUUGCACCAACACGGAUUGAUUGACGAAAACGGAAAGCGAAAAUUCGAACAAUUUGAGAAUGCUGUUCGCGCUCAGAUUCUCGCCGAUGACUACAAAGGUGCAUUCCGCAUAUACGACGAGAUGUUGAACGGCAUAUUCUAUCAGUACCCGACGCUGUUUCAGAACCUGACCGGUAUGCAUUACUAUUACAACAUGCUGCUGGACCAGAAACCACCGUCGUUGGAUGAUUGGAUGAAGUUCGUGGAAAACCCGUCUGUGAAGGCCGCGUUGCACGUGGGCUCACGGCCGCUGAACAACAAUUUGGUGGUCUAUCAGCACUUGCUUGGUAACGUACUGCAAUCAGUGGCCCCAUGGUUGGGUAGCCUGUUGGAUGCUGGCCGGUACCGGGUUUUGUUAUACAGCGGACAGCUUGACAUCAAGUUACAUCACCGGGGCAACAUGCGUAUGGCUCAGUCGCUUGAAUGGACAGGCGCGGAACGAUUUAGAAAUACCACGGAACGUACAGUUUGGCGCGUUCGCGAACAGAAAAAUGGAUGUGAAGGCGGAAACAAGACCACCGUGGCCGGUUACGCGACAACGUCCGGUCCGCUGACCGUGCUUUUAGUGAGGGAUGCUGGCCAUAUGGUGCCAGCCGAUCAGCCGGUCUGGGCCCUCGACCUCAUCGACCGGUUCACUGCUGGCAAAACGUUUUGACUUACAGGAACCGGGUUCCGUCGACGAUAAUAUUAUACUAAAGACGAGUUGUUUUUAUGUACAAUGUACCAGAUAUAAUAUACCAUAACUCAUAUUCGAGAUAUUGUUAAUUCAAAUCGAACCUAUGAUAUAGAUCGUUAUAGCCGACAGUAGUAUAAACGUAUGCUAAGUAGAAAAAUAUUAACUAUACGACCAUGACGAAAAAUAAAUAAUCGUACAAGGUAUACAUUAUAACUAUGGUUAGGAUAAUGUUGUUAUUUUAUUGAGAAUAUUAUGUAUGAGUGAUGUCGGCGGUAAAAUCUCAAAUAACAAAACUAAAUAAGUUAAAUUUUAACUAUCCAACCAGUAACAUAGAACAAUAAUAGUAAUAAUACCUAGCAAAUUAAACAGCAAUUUCCAAACUUUGAAAUUGAAUUUUUCUUAUGGCGCCCUAAUAAAACCGAUGAUCAUUUUUUUUAGAUAAAAUAAAGAAUAGAACAUUUUAAAUGUUUUUUCGGACCACAUAACGAUUAGUGUUGUGGCGUCCAAGCAAAGACGCUGCGGUGCACACUUUAGGAACCGCUGUAUUAAAUACAUAACCAAGUCAACUUGACACCGUCCUUUACGCCGGACUCCGUUAUAGAUGGUCUUUGAUUAAAAAUCAUAAAAACAAUAAUAAUUAUUCUAUAUUUUAGUCUAUACAUAUUUACGAGCUGUAAACGUUGUAAGCUGUAAUAACAAGAUUUAAUGAUAUGUCUAUAUUUCAGAAUCUAAAAUUUAGAUUAUCACGUGGGUUACGAGAAAACUAAAAAAAAGCUUUUAUUUUGUAUUUAUUUUAAUACCUACUAUAGAGGUUAUUAUUAAAAAUGUUUUAGUGUGAUAAACAUAUAGGUUCUUCACCGUAGCACCACAGUAUUUUGGUAUUACUUUUAGUGAAAACUUAAGGUAGAAUGUAUAUUGUAUACAAAGAUAACAGAGAUAUGUGUUUAAGAAUAGUAGUAUUUAACUGUGUAAAUUUAAGGAUAUUUU